UGAAGCAUACAGGUGAUGAGCUCUCCUGGAGAGGUCGACGACACACCCACGAUAUCAAAUCUCGCCUUGAUAGAACUCUGGCCAACCUGGCAUGGGCUGAAAUGUUUCCAGCAAGCUGCUGCAAUUACCUCCGGUAUGAGGGCUCGGACCACCGUCCACUCUUGACAUAUUUGGACGCGAAGAAGGUAAAAAAGAGGAGACCGUUCAGAUAUGAUAGGCGACUUAAUGACAAUGAAGAUGCUCGGAAAAUAAUUGAAGAAGCUUGGCAAAAGGGUGCGGAGGAGACUGUUGAGAUCAAGAUAUCGAGAUGCAGGAAAGAAAUCAUCAAAUGGUCAAAAAUUCAAAAAGAAAUCUGCACAAAGGCCAUGAUUCUCAAUCAGCAGGAAUUGGAAAAAGAAUUAUCAGCAGCAGUACCAGACUCUGGUAGGAUUGUGAUACUCACGGAAGCACUAAGCAAGGCGUAUAGAGAGGAAGAGCUUUUCUGGAGGCAAAGGAGCAGAAUCCUAUGGUUGCAAGGAGGAGACAGAAACAGUGCUUUCUUUCAUGCGGUUACUAAGGUCAGAACAGCGAGAAAUCAGAUCACUACCAUUGAGAACGCGGAGGGAGUACCUACAUAUGAAGAGGAAGAUGUAGGGAAGGUGUUCGAGAAGUUCUACCAGCAAUUGUACUCCUCUAAUGGUGAAUCAGAUUUCAGCACAGUGGAAGAAACAAUUACAUGUGGAGUUACAGAAGAGAUGAAUGACUCCAUAUGUAAAAUCCCGGACCAGGAGGAAGUGCGACAAGCCCUCUUUUCUAUAAAUGGAGGCAAGGCACCGGGAGCCGAUGGUUUUUCUGCAAGCUUUUACCAGUCUUUCUGGAGUCUGUUGGGACCAGAUAUUUACCGAGAAAUUCGGAGCUUCUUCACUACGGGUACAAUGACCCCCCGGAUCAAUGAGACUCACGUGUGCUUGAUCCCAAAGAUAGAAGCACCUAAGACGGCCGCGGAAUACAGACCAAUAGCCCUCUGCACAGUGAGAUACAAGAUCAUUGCGAAGCUGCUCACCAAACGUUUACAACAGUUCCUCCCAUCUCUGAUUUCGCAGCAUCAAACAGCGUUUGUUCCGGGUAGAGCUAUCUCAGAUAACAUCCUGGUCACCCAUGAGACUCUUCAUUAUCUGAAGAAUUCAGAAGCAGUGAAAAGGUGCUCCAUGGUCAUCAAAACGGACAUGAGCAAGGCGUACGACCGCAUUGAAUGGGACUUCUUGGAGCAGGUUCUUAGUAAGCUGGGGUUUAGAGAUAUUUGCAUCAGAUGGAUUAUGGAAUGUGUCACUACGGUGACGUACUCCUUCCUCAUAAAUGGAGCCCCGCAAGGAAUGACUACACCAUCACGAGGCCUAAGACAAGGAGACCCACUCUCUCCCUAUCUCUUUAUCUUAUGUACUGAGGUGCUGUCGGGUCUGUGUAAAAUCGCUCAAGGGAAUGGAAGACUGCUCGGAUUACAAGUCUCUCAGAGAAGCCCGUAUGUUAAUCACCUCCUCUUCGCGGACGACACCAUGAUAUUUUGUAAAACGAACGAGAGGAACUGUCGAGCAUUGAGUGAUAUCUUGAAAAGGUAUGAGCUAAGCUCAGGCCAGUGCAUCAAUCAGUCUAAGUCUACCAUUACUUUCUCGUCUAAAACUCCGGAGAGCAUCAAGGAAAGAGUGAAGUCUGCGCUGGGUAUCACAAAUGAAGGGGGUAUGGGAAAGUACUUAGGCCUCCCUGAAACUUUUGGUAGAAGGAAAAAAGAUGUGUUUACUGGAAUGGUUGACAAGAUUAGGCAGAGAUCUCAGUCCUGGACUACUCGCUUCCUGUCGGGUGCUGGAAAACACGUCAUGCUCCAGUCAGUGCUAACGGCACUCCCUACCUACUCAAUGUCUAGCUUCAAAAUCCCAAUAUCUCUCUGCAAGAGAAUUCAGUCUAUCUUGACUCGAUUUUGGUGGGACAGUUCACCAGAUGUGCAUAAGAUAGCGUGGGUAGCUUGGAGUACAAUGGCUCUACCAAAAUCCAUGGGAGGACUAGGCUUCAAAAACUUUGAGGAGUACAACGACUCUCUCUUGGCAAAAUUAGGCUGGAGAAUUAUGCACAACCCGGACUCACUACUGUCAAGAGUUCUCAAAGGAAAAUAUUUUCCAGAUAACUCUUUCUUGGAGAGUGGUGCUAAAUCAGGGGCAUCUCAUGGUUGGAUAAGCGUGAUGGCAGGGAAAGCAGUUCUGGAGAAAGGAUUGGGUUUUAUUGUGGGCAAUGGAGAAAGUAUCAAAGUCUGGUCAGACAGAUGGCUCUCCUCCUCUAAGCCAGAAGCUCCAAUAGGCCCACCCACACUAGACAACCAAGAGCUGAUGGUGGCAGAUCUACUGAACCCGCAGACAAAUGAUUGGGAUUUAGAGAAAAUCCGUUUGCAUUUACCUCAGUAUGAGGAGAAAAUCCGAUUAAUCAUCCCUAGCUCUCUGAAACCAAGGGAUAGACAAGUCUGGUUACCUGAUGCAUCAGGAAUUUAUUCAGCUAAAUCAGGGUAUAGGAAGCUCUUUGAAGAGGAACUGGUACAACCGAACCAGUUUGAUUGGAAAAAGGAAGUGUGGAAUUUAAAGGUACCACCAAAGAUACAACACUUCCUGUGGAGAGUGCUGAAAGAGGCGAUUCCAGUGGGUUCUCUACUAGCGAUAAGAGGAAUACAAUCAGCACUGAAUUGCAAAAGAUGUGGAGAGUUGGAAUCUAUUUCACAUUUAUUCACCUCCUGUCCUUUUGCAGUCCAGUUCUGGUCACAAGUCCCUCUCUUACCUCCAACCGCAAAUCAGGCUCCUAGCCUGUUAUUCUCAGACUGGUAUUCUUCUCAAGUGCACCGAGCAGGCCUUCCCCCUUUAGGAGUGAUCUCAUCUCCACUUGUACCCUGGUUCUUGUGGAAUUUGUGGACAGCAAGAAAUAAGCUAGUUUUUGAAGGGAAAGUGUAUCAGGUGGAAGAUAUCAUAUCAAAGGCAAUAGCAGAAGCCCGAGCUUGGGAGGAUGCAAAUUUAGGAAAGAAGACGUUGCAGUUGAAGCUUCCAUCAGGUAGCUCACAGAAACUCAGCCCUUACUUAUGUUGGAUUGAUGGGGCUUGGCAGGAAUCCUCAAGAUCAGGAGGUAUGGGAUGGAUCAUCAAGAACAGAGAAGGUGCUGUGAUAUGUCGGGGUUCUUCAAACAGAACCCAUGUUGGAUCAGCACUUAUUGCAGAAGCGCUUGCGCUAAGAAAUGCUCUCAAGCAGGCGAAAGAUCUACUCCUCCCAAGCCUCCAUAUUUUCUCGGACUCACAGGUCCUCGUUACUACCCUUUGUGAAGGGCGGGAUAUGAAUGAGAUUGCAGGUAUCCUUACUGAUAUAAGGAACCUUGCCACUCUCUUCUGUCCAAUUUCCUACUCUUUUAUUCCUCGUCUUGAAAACACUCAGGCAGACUCUUUGGCAAGAGCAAGCCUAGCUCGUUUAGUUAUGUAA
This is a messenger RNA of Raphanus sativus (radish), 3479 nucleotides long. RefSeq lists its product as uncharacterized. Gene Ontology annotation, molecular function: RNA-DNA hybrid ribonuclease activity; nucleic acid binding. Bases 102 to 3479 code for a protein of 1125 amino acids. The transcript has a single exon. The record is from RefSeq and is a predicted model, not a curated record. Lineage: Eukaryota; Viridiplantae; Streptophyta; Magnoliopsida; Brassicales; Brassicaceae.